Archocentrus centrarchus (flier cichlid) is the source of this 8952-nucleotide messenger RNA. RefSeq names its product RNA binding motif protein 33a (gene rbm33a). The record is from RefSeq and is a predicted model, not a curated record. The transcript is spliced from 19 exons. The coding region runs from base 158 to 3958 and encodes 1266 amino acids. NCBI's taxonomy places the organism in Eukaryota, Metazoa, Chordata, Actinopteri, Cichliformes, Cichlidae. Gene Ontology annotation, molecular function: RNA binding.
CUCUAGCAUGUCUGUACCCUGGUCGUGAAUGGAAGUCGUUGCCGCAUAGAAGCUCUUGUAAAUCUCAUAUUUUACACCGUGAUAAUGGUGAAGUACUGAAGGUUAAAUGCACUCUGCAUUAUUGUAAUCAGACUUUAAGCGGGACGGGCCUUGCACCAUGUCAUCCAACGAUCAGGAUUUUGACUUUGAUGAAUAUGACAAACCUGGUGCUGAGCGGUCACGCAGGCGGAGAGGUGAAAAUGAUGAUCUUGAGAGCGAUUUGGAAGAGGAUUUGUUGGAGGAGGAUUGGCUGUCGGGUAAAAAGAAUCCAUCAGAAGUGUCAGAUGAAGAGCUGAAUGAUGAUCUUCUCAGAAGUGAUGAUGAAGAAGUAGAUCUGAGUGGUCAGGAUAUCAGCCUUAAUGCCACAUACAGCACAUCCUAUGACCAGCAGGACAACUCACAGGAAGCAGACUACACAGAUGACGUUGUGAACCUGGGUGCAGAGGGCUGUGAAGAAGGGGAUGUGGAGGAGGCGGAGGAGUACCAGCAAGAGGAGGAAGAGACAUAUACAGAGGAAUACAGCCAAGAAGAUGGCACAGAGAUGUCUGAAGAACAAAUGGGUUACGCUGGAGAGCUAGCAGAGACUGACGAUGACUAUCAGGAUGGAGUGCUAAACAUCCAAAUCAAUGAGCCCAUUGAUGGUGAAUUUCAAGAUGAAGAAUACGAAACCCCUUAUGGUGAUGGGCCUCUUGAUGAAGAUGGAGCCCAGCAGGAGGAGGGCCCAGAGGAGGACACAGAGGAGGUAGAGGGAGAUCAGCAGAAUGAAGAAGACACCGCUGAAGGGACUCAAGUCUAUGACACAGAGGAGGGGGAACGCGAGGCUAUGCAAGAAGAAGAAGAAACAAGGGAAGAAUCGGACGAAGAAGAUGAGGAAGAUGAAAAGUCUGACCGCAUACGGUUCAAAUCUGAAAGAAAGGAAGGUGUUGUUGUGCGGCUGGCGGAUGCAGGCGGUAAAAGGAGGAACAUUCCUGAAACACUAGAACUGUCAGAGAAGGCCAAGCGAGAUUUGAUGGAAUUCGAGGAACAAGAACGGCGGAAGAAAGAAUAUCGUCACGGAGGUGGAGGUGGAGGUGGAGGCAGAGGCAGAGGUGGGGGACGAGGAGGCAGAGGAAGAGGAUGUUUCCCUGGGUUUGACGUCGGAGAAUUUAGGGCAGGAAACAGAGGACGAAUGAAUGACCAGAGAUUCCCCCCAAUGGGAAACAUGGGCAUGCAGCAGUCCUCCCGAAUGCUUCCUCCUCAUCAGCCUCAUCAGCAGCAGCUGCAUUCCCCGCAGCACCACCCAUCACGCCCAAGCGGACAUCCUCCCUACCAAGAUCAUGGGCGCCUACUUCCUCAGCAGCCCCUUCAGCCCCUCAUCCCUCCACACAUGGCUCAUCGCUCCCCGCCGCUUCGACCUCAGAUGGAUCCGCCACCACGACUGAUGAAUUCCCCACCACCCAACUUCCCUCCACAUCACCAGCAACAGCCUCCACAGCCCAAAAACAUCCACAUUAACCCCCACUUUAGAGGGCCUGCAACAUCCUCUGUUCAAGUGCCCUUGAUGCCUCCUGCUCAGAGCCAGCCCAGACCUGCUGUGGGUCCUCAGAGGUUCCCUGGACCGGGAGACUUCCAGCAGCACAUGCCUGGUAAUUUUGGUCAGCCCCAGCGGCCACCUCAUCUCAUGGAGCCCUUUAGGAACCAGCCACCUCAAGGCCCCCAGGACAGAGAACCCCUCUUUAUGGGAGAGCGCGCAGAUUCAACACGGUUUCCAGGGCAGCACAUGUUUGAUCACCAGGGCCCCAGCCCUCUGAUGAACAGCAGCAACAACCUCCACCAGCAGCAGCUGCCCGGUCAGGGCCACAUGGGCUUCAGCCCACCAGGACCAGGCUUCAAUCAGCCGAGCCAGGGCCCGCUUGGACUGUUUGCGAGAGAACCCCCGAGACCCAACAUCCCUCCCCACCAAACUCACCCGGGAAUGGUGAACUUAAAUCAACAAGGUGGACCCCCCAACCAACCCAGACCUUUCAUGGGCCCUCGUCAGCCGUUUGGCCAGCAGGGGAACCUUUUCCCUCCUCCACAAGUUCCAUUUGGGAUGCAGGUACGACUACGAGGCUUAAUGCACGGCCCUCCUGUCUCCCAGCUUCCACAUCACGACCCACUGCCAUCCCAUCAGCCCAUGCACCAGCAGCAGCAACACCAACACCAUAGGCAGGAUUUACCCCACCAUCAGCAGCCGCAAAUAAAUCUCAGCGAGUCUCGUUCCAUGAUGCACCAUGGCCAGAAUCUUUUUCAUCAUCAACAGGGGCAUGGCAACCCCAGGCAGAUGAAUCCCCGCCCUCAGAACCUCCAACAGCGCAACAUGUCCAGUAGGCAAAGAAUGAACACACCUGUCUCCAAGCAAAUGCAGCAGCGCAACAGCAACCUACGUGAGCUCCCUGUAGCACCUGGCAACACAAACAUGAACAGUGCCCGCCCUGCCGCCACCCCCGCCUCCCCCGCUGCCAACAUCAAGCCUGUUGCCAGGACAACACAGGGGAUGCGUCCCGGGCAGAACACUCAGCCGAUGCCUGACGGUGGCAAAGGAAGAGGCCAAGCUGUUGCAAAGACUGAAUCACAGCCUGAGGGAGCAGGCAGGACAGUUGUUCGCAAGGAAAUUCCAAGCACACCAUCCAGCGUGAAACCACAGGAUCCUGAUGAGGAUGAGGAGACGCGGCAGUAUCGUCUGAAGAUUGAGGAGCAGAAGCGUCUGAGAGAGGAGAUUCUAAAGAAGAAGGAGAUGCGGCGGCAGAUGCAGGCUGGUGUCAGGAAGAAGGAGCUGCUGGAAAGACUUAAUGCCCAGGCACCAAGCCAAGGCCCCACUACUACACAGGCUCAGCCUGAGCAGCCAAAUAAGCAAAUACCACACCCUGUACCUCCAGCACAGCAGCAACAGCAGCAGCAGCCACCAGAACAAAAACAGCAGCAGCAACUGCAACCACAACAGCAGAGACAGUUUGCUCAGAGAACACAACAAUCAGUAAAUCACACAUUAAAGACUGUCAUUCAAGAUAACGUCAUCCCUCCCAACAGUGCCGCUCAGACCCCUGUACCCCGUCCGAAUGUCAAGACACGCCUGCAGAUGGUAAAAGGCAGCACUCAACAGCAACAGACUGCUGUGCCUGUCAAAGACCAGCAAUGGAAGCAGUCCCAACACAAUCAACUGCAGCCAGUGCAGCAACGGAGGAACAGUGGUUUACAGAAUGUAAACAGAUCUGGUGCUCAGAUCCAGUCUGUUCAAGUUCCCCAAAGGAACGUACCUGUUACUCCUUCAGCGAAUCCGGCAAUGGCUCAAACUCAAGGACCUAAACUCGGGGCUAAAAGAACUGUGAUGCAGCGAGCAAAGAGUUUCGAAGGCCAGCAGGUACCGCAAAAAGUCAGAGUCGUCAAACUUUCAGGAGCGAGUGGAAAGGGGCCUGAGGUCACAAACGCCCCAAUGCAGGAACAAGGCACCUGGCCAGCAACUCCACUCAACCAGGGCGUCCAAAGGAAAGUUACCAUGACAGGACAGCAGCAACAGGGACCAGGUGGAACGUCGCAGGCUAGCCGCGGGGGCAUGGGCAACCCACAGCAAAACAGGGUUGUUGUGUCAGGCCGGGGCCGAGGUAGAGGGAGUGGUCAGAUGGGUCGUGGUCGUCCGAUGUCCACCAGACAGAGCCAAAGGACUGCUGAGAGUGAACGCUGCACUGUGUCCAUAGAGGGCCUCUCCUCAUCGACAACUGAUGAGCAGCUGAAGAACCUUCUGAGGUCCAUCGGCCCCAUAAAGACCUUCAAAAUGAUGCCCCAGCAGAGGAAAGCAAUUGCUACGUUUUCCAACCCUCAGCAUGCAGCAAGUUUCCAAAUGAGCUUCCACAGGCACAUGAUUGAUUUGUCCCACAUUGAUGUGUCGCUGAUUGAUGGAUGAGGAGCAUUAUAAAGCCAGCGAGUCCUGUUCACUUUCUCCCGACGCUGGAGCGUCUCAUGCGCAGCUCCAACCUGGUCUACAGAUAUUUCUUCAUCUCUCUGGGGUCACUAACGUUCAUCAUGUCUGCACGGAAGCAUCAUUCAUCAGUCGUCUCCCGUCAAGCUGGGACAGUGAACACAAGGACAUUAGCUGAGAGCAUGCCUGUGUUUGACUUUUUCUACCAAGUGUCUGUAGUUGUAAAAUGGCACUGGAGAGACACUGGACAGCUUCUCCAACUUUGAUGUAGUUUGUGAAGAGUGUUUGUUUUGCAUCUUACACGGACACUAAGUAGAGCUCAUCAUGAGAUAAUGGUUGCUCCCCUCCUUAGUAAGGUUCUUAAUGACAAACAACACUUGGACUCUGAUUCAAAUGUAACCACUUCAUAGUAAUUUUUUAUGUUAUUUGUGGUUUGCUGUUCGUGGAGGAGAUGCUUGUGCUAGAAUGUGGUCAGCCUGUUCAUUUGCAACCGCGGUGUUUCUCCCCCUCUGUAGAUGGCAGCAUUUCAUCACAAUUGGUGCUUCAGUCUUUCCCUCCCAGCCCUGCGUUCAGAUAGUUGUAAAGUCUGUUUUUUGGUCUCUGGCACUACCUAGUGGGGAUCCUGCAUACAGGCAGAGAGGUGACAUGGUUGUCACGAUGCAUUGAUGCAUAGCAGUGACCAAAGGCUGACUGGCAUAGGCUGUGAUUAAUUUUUUUGCUAAUUUUCCUGUGGUUUAAGGAAUUAUAAAUGUGUGCACUGUUGAGUAGAUUUCUGGUGCUUUUCAGUUUUAGUGUCGCUUAAUGGAUAAGAGUGAAAGUCCCCUCUCCGUGGCAUUUAAGUUAGUUGAUUAUUACUCAGAUUUUAACUGUUAACUAAAUUGCUUUGUGGAUGUACCUUUUCAUUUUAGUUGGAUGUCUGAUUCUGAAGUAGCUGGAUUUAGGUUUCGAGGCUGUGCCGAGUGUGCUGAUGUAGUGCGGAUGUAGAGAUGGUUUUUUUUGUUGUUGUUUUUUGUUUUUUUAAUGGUUCCAACUUAAAUGAACAUAAUGGGGUAUUUGAUGUAGUUGGUAGAUGGAAAAUAAUUAGUUUCGGUUGUCUUUAGGAUAAACUGGCAUUUCUGUGAAGUUCCUCGAGGAUAUAUUCCUUACUUUUCUCUGACAUUGGACCCAAGUUUGAGUGACUAUCAGCUGGUGCCUUAUUGAUCAGUAAGCUGCAUAGCUUAUGUAGAAUAGGAUUUAAGCAAUUUUUCUUCAUACAAGAGCAGUCGGUCUGGAUAAAGAAGGAAAUCUAAACAAAAUUCACCAUAAUACUUUGCCCUGGAAACUCAGAUAUAUUUUCCUAAAUAUUCUUAUAUCUCUUCUGUCAAUAUGACACAUCUUCAGCAUUUUUUGAGUAAUUCUGUGUGAUCCACUCUUGCACAGUGUCUAAUCAAUCACAUUAAUUUUUACUAAGCAUUUACCCUGGAUAGGGAAGUGGUGCCACAUUACUGAAAACCAUAAAUUCCCUAAAAGACUAAAUCAGUUCUGUUUUCUGGCUCUUUGAUUUUAUAAAACAUCAGACUUAAACAAAACGAAAUUCAUAAGUCAGGCCCAUUUUUCGUUAUUCAGAUUUUUUUUUUCCCCCCUCUAUAACACAAGUUUUUGUAUAUCUUAGGUGUAAAAUGCGUUAAAAGUAAUGCAGAUGAUUUUCCGCGGUAACUAAUAACUGAAAUUUGGAAGUGAAUUUUUUUUGUACAUUAUCCAAAGAAAUGUGACAGAGCAACGAGAGGGGGCAACCAUUACCCGUGAACCUUUCAUGUACAUAAAUCAGACGUUCACUUAAUAUUUAUCUCAUUAAAUCCUUUUGCGUUUACUCUUGUUGUAUCAGGAUAAACAGCUUUUAUAUGUAAAGGAUAUGCUGAUGUGUCCAGACAUAAGUCAUUUUACAAGCAAUUUGUUAAUAUUUUCAAACGAGGAAUGACUGGAACACAUUUCUGUUAAACAAUACAUUUGACAAAAACUUUGAGGUUUAAAAAAAAAAAAAGUGUAAAUAAAAAUAUGGCCAAUAUACCGUGAACACGCAGGUAUGUGAAGCCACUUGAACUUUAGCCCAAAGAUGUGUGGUUGUGUGUGAUGUCCAUGUGUCAUGUGCCUUUAUGAUGACGUAUUUUUUGUCAUCUGUGCCACAUUUCUACUCCUUUUGUACUUUAUCAUUCUGUAAUUUGGGAGGGGGGGUUAUGGUGUAAAUGUGGUUAAAAACUAUUUAUUAUCUUGGGAUGGAUCAGUUUUUUAAAAUAACUUUUGAUUUUGUAGGUUUUUUGGCCCCCAAAAAACCCCAAAACAAAACAGUAUUAUGGCAAGAAAUACUACCUCAGAGUUUAAGGGGAAUAUCACUGAGUUUAUUUUCUUAAAAAAGACAUUUUGGCCUGCAAAUUCAGCUGUGAUGUCAUCCUAGUGUCCAGCUCCAUAAAAUGAGAAAGAUAUAGUUACAUAGCUUCACUGGGUUGGUAGAGCAAAGUACCAUUUAAUGCGCAUAGUUGGGGGUUACAUUUGAGCCUUGUUUUUUUUUUUUUUUUUUUUUUUAACUUUCUGAAAAUCUGUUCCCGUCUGCGCCUCUAGGUGACACCACAGAUAAACCUUCCUGGUUUUGUGGUUUGAAAAAGGUGCACUAAUUGGCUUCUCUGUCCUGUCUGCAUGUGUUGAAUCACAUCACAAAUUUAGUGGUAUUUCCCUUAUGUUGCUUUUAGUUACUUAUAAUCCAGAAAGUUUUUAAAUAACCCGUCAGUACAUUAUCAGCAAGUAUCUGAUCUCUGACGUUCCUCCUCUUCACAUGAACAGUGAAGUUGUGCAGUUUAAAUUCUUUCUUUUUUUGUGUGUAUGAUGCAGAAAACUGGUUUCUUUAUGUUUUUAUUCUUUUUUUUUUUUUUUUUUUUUUUUGAGUUUUGGAGCUGUUUCUGUGUAUUGAUGGUUAUGUAUUUAUUGUCUUUGAUGUUGUGGGUUACUCACUCGAGUUUUAGUGCUUUCCUAAAUCCUUUGGAUUUGAAAAAGUAAUGGCGAUGCCAGGCCAUAGUGAUAUUAUUAUUAUUAUAAGACAUGAGGUCUUGUAACGCUAAAACAGAUUCAUAUUGAAUCUAUCUGUACCUUAAUUUGAAGAAUUACCUACAGAUGUGUACUGUGAAUUUUUAAAAGUGAUUAAUUUUCAUAGAAAAAAAAAAGGCUACUUAAGUUGUAGCAUGUUUUUCUAAACACACCACCUCAUAUGGUUGCAGCAGGUGUUUAAUAUAGAAGGGCCUGCUUGUCAGAUGUGAAUGCAGCUUUCUUAUGCUUGCAUAAGACCUUCAUAAAGGCUGCUAUUAAUUAUAGUGAGAAUAUUUAUACAUAUUUGCAUCAGAGGUUGAGUUCUGCACAACACUAACUUGACACUUUUUUUUUUAACAGGUUCAUUUUAGGUGCUGAGAUCUUUGGAGUGGCUGAAAUAAUCAUUUGAUUCUGUCUUUUUCUUCAGAUCAAAUCCCCGUACAGUGGAGCAGAGUGGCAGAUAUCUUCUUAAAAGCAAACUUAAGAGACCACACCAAAGGAUUAGCAUGUUUUAGUAAAUCAACAAACUUCAUUUGGGAGUGACCUGAAACUUAAAUAGGCUUGUUUAUAUUAAUGUGCCAAAGGUAGCCCCUGUUUAUACUGCUAAUGCAAUCAUCAGAGGCCUUUUCUGAAAAACUUAGCAGGUCAUUUAACAUCAUAUAACCUCAACCAGUUACUCAAAGCCUUGAGUUAAAAAAAAUAAUAAUCUGCAGCGUUACACAACAUUAAAUGUUUUCUAAGCAGGGAAUUCUUCAAGCUAAACAACCAUCUUUUUCUUUCUAUACAGUUAGUUGUUGCUCUUUGUUAGAAUUUACUCUCUGAUCCACCACAUUAAAAAUAAAUAACAUUGUUGUUAAAUGACCUGUGACUUUUUCAUUCAUUAAUACAGCAAGCUUAAAGUAGAAGUGUCAGACUAAGAGGCUGAGUUUAAAACAAAAAAAAAAAAAAAAGCAUGAAAACCCCUCUGGUGUGGUCCAACGCUUGCUCUCGUGGUGCUCUUGGUUUAAUCACACUUGGUGACCAGAUGGUGCGGUUGAGAUUUGUUUCACCUGAGGUGGCCACCAGUCAUCUCAGGUGUGAGUACAACAGAAUGACACCUGUGAUUAACAGAUAUUUUUCUUAAUUUUUUUUUUAUUUAUUAUAACAGCGCGCUGCUAAGAGGAGCAGUUGACCAGCUUAAACCAUGAUACUGCCUUAACUCAUUCGCUUAACACUUCACGUUCCUUCACAGCCUCGCCGUCUCCUGCUGUGGGCUGAAGAUUUAAUUUCACCAAUUCAACAGUUGUUGCAUUCAGGGUAUCGGGCCUGUCACCAUUUUCCUUACCGCUUCUCCUGCUAUCACUGUUCUUUCAACUUGACCAUAUCUCAUCGUUUCCUUCCUGCUGCUGUUCUUCAAUGAACUUAAAAUUUCUGUAUCAAGCAGGGUGGCCUGCCCGGAUUACCAUUGUUUGUUAGCCCAGUGGAUGGAGGUUUCCAUCUGUGUGACGACAGCCGGGUUCACUGAGCAGACACAUAAACUCUAAAGCAAGCUGCUUCAUGGCUUUCACUGCACCAAAGGUCAUUCCAGCUUCUUCACACUCACUGUUUGGUUGGAUUUUUAACAAAAAAGACACUGCACUGGUUUCCUCAUCUCGAACUGUAUGGUGCACCAAAUGACUGUAAAUCCAGCCUGUUGCGUUUUGACAAAAACCUUUGAAGACACCUUUGUUUUUCACACUCUUGUAUCAUAAGAAGGAAUCACAUUGUGUUGUUGGAUUAUUCUGAAAUGAUUGUGCAAUUUGUUCCGAUGCUGUAAAAUUGGAUUUUUCUAUAAUGGCACGAAGAUUUUUAAAGAUCUUUGAUAUUUUUCUUUAUGGAAAUGGAAGUUUUUUUUAAUAUUUGAUACCAGAAGCCGAUGGAAAAUAAAAAAGUUUGAUGCACUUUAA